Babjeviella inositovora NRRL Y-12698 is the source of this 369-nucleotide messenger RNA. RefSeq lists its product as uncharacterized. NCBI's taxonomy places the organism in Eukaryota, Fungi, Ascomycota, Pichiomycetes, Serinales. The record is from RefSeq and is a predicted model, not a curated record. The transcript has a single exon. Bases 1 to 369 code for a protein of 122 amino acids. Gene Ontology annotation, cellular component: fungal-type vacuole membrane; vacuolar transporter chaperone complex.
AUGUCUUCCGCCCCAUUGUUGCAAUCCGCCCCAGGCAAGAGAAUCUCACUCCCAACUAGGGUCGAGCCAAAGGUCUUCUUUGCCAAUGAGCGUACCUUCUUGUCGUGGUUGAACUUCACCGUCAUCUUGGGAUCCUUGGGUGUCGGUUUGUUGAACUUUGGUGACAAGGUGGGCAGAAUCUCCGCUGGUUUCUUCACAUUGGUUGCCAUGAUGACCAUGGUCUACGCGCUCGUCACCUACCAUUGGAGAGCAAACGCCAUCAGAAAGAGAGGUUCCGGCCCUUAUGACGACAGAUUCGGCCCAACCAUGUUGUGUCUCUUCAUGUUGGCUGCCAUCAUCAUCAACUUUGUGUUGAGAAUCUCCUCCUAA